AUGGAACAGAAAAAUGAGACACAAGUUUACAAAAUCUUUCUUCUGGGAGUUUCACAGAACUCCACUUUACAACCCUUCCUCUUUGGACUAUUCCUGUUUAUGUACCUGGUCACUGUGCUUGGGAAUUUGGUCAUCAUUCUAGUCACAAUCUCAGACUCCCACCUGCACACACCCAUGUACUUCUUCCUCUCCAACCUGUCUUUGGCAGAUAUCAGCUUCACCUCUACCAGCAUCCCAAAGAUGCUGGUGAAUAUCCAGAUCCAUAGCAAGGUCAUCACUUAUGAAGGCUGUAUCACCCAAGUAUACUUCUUCACACUCUUUGGAGUUUUGGACAGCUUGCUUUUGACAGUGAUGGCCUAUGACCGCUUCGUGGCCAUCUGUCACCCUCUGCAUUACUUGGUCAUCAUGAAUGUCAGGUUCUGUGGAUUGCUAGUGCUGGUGUCCUGGGUCACAGCUGCCUUGUAUUCCUUGUUAGAAAGCUUAAUGACAUUGAGACUGUCAUUCUGCACAGACUUGGAAAUUCCACAUUUUUUGUGUGAGUUUAAUCAAUUGAUCCUACUCGCAUGUUCUAAUACAUUUGCUAAUGAUGUGGUGAUGUAUUCUGCAUCUGUGCUUUUGGGUGGCGGUCCCUUUGUUGGUAUUCUUUACUCUUAUGCUAAAAUAGUUUCUGCUAUUCAUGCAAUCUCAUCAGCUCAUGGAAGGCAUAAGGCAUUUUCCACCUGUGCAUCUCACCUCUCUGUUGUCUCCUUAUUCUAUUUUACUAUCCUGGGUGUUUACUUUAGUUCUUCCAUUAGUGAAAACUCACAGUUGACUGCAAAAGCCUCAGUGAUGUAUAGUGUGGUCACACCCAUGCUGAACCCCUUCAUUUACAGUAUGAGGAAUGAGGACAUAAUGGGAGCUCUGAGAAGACUCUUCAGAGGGAAGUUAUGAAAAAAGUUGUUUACAGGUAGUGCAUGCUUUCAUGGUACUCUAAGGCUCAGAACUGAACACUGCUAUUCCUAAUUCUAAUAGUGAAGUAGAAUUUGCUGUUGCAAUUUAUUCCCAGAAGUUGUUACUUCUUGUAUUUCAGCUGCUGGAUGGAAUUUAAACAAGCUCAUUCAUUCGAUUUGUACUUUCUCUGAUAUCCAAUAUUUUAUGUGUCUAUUUUUUUGCCAAUGUUCUUUCUAAUUAAGCACCAGAAACAAUUUGGAUAUUU
Messenger RNA from Heterocephalus glaber (naked mole-rat), 1195 nucleotides. The record is from RefSeq and is a predicted model, not a curated record. Lineage: Eukaryota; Metazoa; Chordata; Mammalia; Rodentia; Bathyergidae.